Neogale vison (American mink) is the source of this 1454-nucleotide messenger RNA. RefSeq names its product olfactory receptor 1N2. The coding region runs from base 1 to 1452 and encodes 483 amino acids. Gene Ontology annotation, biological process: G protein-coupled receptor signaling pathway. NCBI's taxonomy places the organism in Eukaryota, Metazoa, Chordata, Mammalia, Carnivora, Mustelidae. Gene Ontology annotation, molecular function: olfactory receptor activity; G protein-coupled receptor activity. The record is from RefSeq and is a predicted model, not a curated record. Gene Ontology annotation, cellular component: membrane. The transcript has 2 exons.
AUGAGUCUGGAGAAUCAGAGCAGCGUGUCUGAGUUCUUCCUCCUGGGACUCCCCAUCCGUCCAGAGCAGCAGGGUGUGUUCUUCACCCUGUUCCUGGGAAUGUAUCUGACCACGGUGCUGGGGAACCUGCUCAUCAUCCUGCUCAUCAGGCUGGACUCUCGCCUCCACACGCCCAUGUAUUACUUCCUCAGCCACUUGGCCUUCACGGAUGUCUCUUUCUCAUCUGUCACUGUCCCUAAGAUGUUGAUAAACAUGCAUACCCAGGAUCAAUCCAUCCUCUAUGCAGGGUGUGUAACACAGAUGUAUUUUUUCAUAUUUUUUACUGAUCUGGACAAUUUCCUUCUCACCUCAAUGGCAUAUGAUCGGUAUGAGGCUAUCUGUCACCCCCUCCGCUAUGCCACCAUCAUGAGAGGAGGGGUAUGUAUCUUGCUAGUAGCUGUAUCCUGGAUCCUCUCCUGUGCCAGUGCCCUGUCUCACACCCUUCUCUUAGCCCAACUGAUGGGAAAACCAAGCCAACUGAACCAAACAGCUGUUUCAGACUUCCUCCUUCUGGGACUCUCUGAGAAGCCAGAGGAGCAACGACUCCUAUUUGGCAUCUUCCUGGGCAUGUACCUGGUCACCAUGACAGGGAACCUGCUUAUCAUCCUGGCCAUAAGCUCUAACCCACACCUUCAUACUCCCAUGUACUUUUUCCUUGCCAAUCUUUCAUUAACUGAUGCCUGUUUCACUUCUGCUUCAGUCCCCAAAAUGCUGGCCAACAUUCAUACCCGGAGUCGGACCAUCUCUUAUUCUGGGUGCCUUGCACAGCUGUAUUUCCUCCUUAUGUUUGGUGGCCUUGACAACUGCCUGCUGGCUGUGAUGGCAUAUGACCGCUACAUGGCCAUCUGCCAGCCACUCCAUUACAGCACAGCUAUGAGUCCCCAACUCUGUGUACUAAUGCUUGUCAUGUGCUGGAUGCUAACCAACUGCCCUGCACUGAUGCACACACUGCUGCUGACCCGUGUGGCCUUCUGUGCCCACAAGGCCAUCCCUCACUUUUACUGUGAUCCCAGUGCUCUGCUGAAGCUUGCCUGCUCAGACACUCACAUUAAUGAGCUAAUGAUCAUCACCAUGGGCCUAAUGUUCCUCACUGCUCCCCUCAUGUUGAUUAUCCUCUCCUAUGGCCGCAUUUCCUGGGCUGUGUUUGGCAUAUCAUCUCCUGGAGGGCGAUGGAAAGCCUUCUCUACCUGUGGUUCCCACCUCACAGUGGUCCUGCUCUUCUAUGGGUCUCUGAUGGGUGUUUAUUUACUUCCUCCAUCAACUCACUCAGCAGAGAGUGAAAGUAGGGCUGCCAUUCUCUACAUGGUGAUUAUCCCCAUGUUAAACCCAUUCAUCUACAGCUUGAGGAACAGAGAUAUGAAGGAGGCCUUGGGUAAACUAUUUGGUAGUGGAAAAAUGUUCCUCUUACCAUGACA